AUGACCGUGAGCUACCAGUAUGAUGUGGCCUCCACUUCGCAUGGGGGCUUCAUCCGGCUCCUGUUCAAAUGGAAAGGCAGCGUCUGGAAGCUCGUCUACACCGAGCUCUUGCUGCUUACGCUUGCCUACGGAUUCCUGUCGCUGUUGUACCGACAGGCGCUCAACGAGCCGCAGAAGAGGGUUUUCGAGCUGGUGGUGUACUACUGUUCGACCUUCAUGGAGAUGAUCCCGCUGUCGUUCAUGCUGGGAUUCUACGUCACCUUCACGGCGACGCGAUGGUGGAACCAGUACAUGGCGAUCCCUUGGCCCGACAGGGUGAUGAACGUGGUGAUGAUGUACGUGCCGGGCCAGGACGAGAGCAGCCGCAUGCUGAGGCGCACGCUGAUGCGCUACCUCAACCUGAGCCUCAUCCUGGUGCUGCGGUCUAUCAGCAAGGCCGUCAAACGCCGCUUCCCCACAAAGGAUCACCUCAUCGAAGCCGGAUUCAUGACCAAACUGGAGAUGGAGCUCUGGCAGUCGAUUCCGUCGACCGAGUUCAACACCUUCUGGGUGCCUUGCACAUGGUUCAUCAACCUGCUCAGGGAGGCACGAAACGAAUGUCGCAUCACGGAUGCCCAGGGAGUCAAGCUCAUAAUGGAGGAAUUCAACGACUUCCGGUCAAAGUGCGGCCUUCUGUGGAGUUACGACUGGAUAAGCAUUCCCCUCGUCUACACCCAGGUGGUGACGCUGGCGACGUACUCGUUCUUCGGUGCGGCGCUGUUCGGCCGGCAGUACAUCCACAGCCCGGACCCGAUCAUCGACAAUCGCCACCAUUUCGACUUCUACGUGCCCGUCUUCACCGUCAUCCAGUACUUCCUCUACAUGGGGCUGCUCAAGGUUGCCGAGCAGCUCAUCAAUCCAUUUGGAGACGAUGACGAAGACUUCGAGCUUAACUGGAUAAUCGACAGACAUUUCAAGGUGUCGUACCUAGGCGUGGACACACUAGACGGGCCGGCACUUCCACUAGUCAAGGACUCGUACUUCCACAUGACCGACUACCAGCUGCCCUACACUGCCGCCUCGGUCAGCUACAAGAAGAAGACCUACCGCGGAUCCGUCGCCUACAUGCACGUUCCCCACGAGCAGCGCGAGAUGGUGGUGCCGGAGGUAUCCGAGGAAGACGACGAGGACUCGCCCAGCAACGAGGGCGCUGACGAGGAGGACCCGGGCGGCCCGCUCAGCAAGCGCAGCUCGUCGUCGCUGUGGACGCUGCUGAACCGCCGCUCGAGCAGCAGCGGCUCGCUGCACCAGCAGCAGCGCGACGCCGAGGCCGGCGUGCUGCAGCACCCGCCGCCGGAAUCCACGCUGCACGUGUACUUCAAGGGCUCCGACGGAGACUCCACGGAAUCCGGGCAGCAGGACAAAGUUGCCCGCGAGUAUAGUUGCUUGAGGGCGGGGAAAGACAGCGCGGGAUGCUACAAGAUUUGCGAACCACUUGCAACAGCUUUGGCACCAAAAAUGCACCACGGUUGUGCUGUUGAUUCUUGCAGGAAACACCUGUUGCAUCCGCCUGAGGAGCGCCGGCGUGUAGGACGCUUGGGCAGUGAGCCGAGUACAGCGUCAAGCCAGAAGUCGUUCCUGCGCGAUUUCUUCCACGCUAAGCCCGCAAUGCGUGUGCAGGCUUGGACCGGCGCGGGCGGUGACUACUACGGAAGUCCGCUGAAGCGACCCCGCAAGCAUCGAACCAAGGUAUCCUUUUCGGCUGACACGUCUAGCAGGCCACGCUUCGAAAAGUACCAUCGCAGUCGGUCUACGUCGGACCUGGUGGCCAUCUUGGAGACAGCGCGUAAAGAAGCACUGCUGUCGAGCCUCGCGUCUAUGAAAGCUGCCAUGCCAAGGCGAAAGUCGUUGGAAAGUAGCCAGGCCGAUCCAAAACUGACGGACGUGCUGAGACGAAACAAGAGCCUUCCCGAGCUGAACAUCUCCGACGCGGCCUACGAACCACUGCUGACACCUGCAACACCACCUGCGCCGAAGAAGCCGGUUCGAACAAGAACGUCGUUAACGCCGCAGUCUUCGUUGGCACCUAAGGUCUCACAGAUCUUGCCGCUCAAGCUGGCACCCAGGCCUCCAGCGCUAACUUUAAGAAAGCUGACUACACCGCAGAAGCUACCCGAGACACCAAAACCGGCUCCACCAACCGACAAAGCAGUCCCAGCAGCGCCGACUCCGACAGUGCUGCUUUCUCCGCCACCCGAACCGACGCCUCCUCCAACACCAGCCGUUGUUUCGGAGGAUGUCGAGGCGGCCCCAACGCUAACAGCAACAGCUCAGACACGAGAACCAGCGCCCUCGGAACGUCCUGCUGCGACUUCUACUGCGGUGCCUGAAAAAGCACCGUCCCGUCCCGAGACUCAGGAGGAAACGGCUUCGCCUGUAGAGUUUACGUUGAGAAGGCCUCGAGUUCAUUUACCACGGCUUGUCGUCCCGGGACCUCGGCGCGGUCUACGGCUCAGUGAUCUGGCAAAGGAGGACGAAGGCUCGGGCGGUCAGGGCAAAAGCGAGCCCGCGGCUACAUCUUCAGAAUGCUCAGGGAAAUCUUCAGCGUCCAUUACUGCCCAUACGAAACCGCGACUGCGCGUGCGUGUGGCGCCUGAACCAGAAAUCAUUCCACUCGAACCGACAGAAGAGGCCGGAUCACAACAGGUGAGCGCAGACAGGGAAAUGCUGCCCCCUGGAGCAGCUCCCGAGCCUCUCCCAGAGCCACCUCCCAGCUUAGAGCCCGAGCCUCCGGACCAGCGUGGGUCUGUGCGUCAAAUGGAAGACCAAGCAUCGGAGCAAAUCCCUGGUGAAGCCGUCGCCGAUGACAAGACUGAGUUCGUAGUCGUGAUUAAGGAGAAAAGCCGCGACCGUCCCAAGCAGCUCAUCAUCCUGCCGGGCCCGCCCGAUCGCGCUGGAUCGGUGGACAGCCUCUUGGGCGACACUCGGCCAAAGGGUCCUAAGAGGCGCAGUUCCCUGGACAGCCCCCGCACUUCUCUAGACGUGCGCUCAACCUUAUUGACGCCACAGCGCGGGCAGCCCGUGACACAGGCUCCUCAACCCGCGGCCGAGCCGACUGACACUCCAGUGGUGGCUGCAGCACGUGCGCCCCCCACUUGGCGGACCGACUCACGGCGGCAGCGCCGCCGGCGGCGCAGCACUCUGCAGCGGGAAAGCUUGUCCCCGACGAGCCGCGAAGGCAGCCCUCUCGCUGCCAACGGCAGCCACGAAUCGUUGAGCGCAGCGGCGGCGGCCCCUGUGCAUAGACGCGUGCCCAGCGAGGUGCUCAUGCGUUGGCAGAACGUGGCGCCCAGCGACAGCACCGAGGAACUGGAUCGGCCCCCGCCGCCGCCACUGCUCGAACUGCCGGGCGCCGUGUCGCCGCCGCCUCGCGGCCACGUGAGGCAGCUGUCGCGAGUGUUUUCGCAUCGGUCGAGCAGCACGACUACUUCCAGCGUCACCGUGCGCACAUCCACGACCAGCCACUCAAGCGCGGCGUCCAGGGCGGAGGCCUUUAUUGAAAGCGAGAAGCGCGAUAGCUGA
Messenger RNA from Dermacentor andersoni, 3561 nucleotides. Lineage: Eukaryota; Metazoa; Arthropoda; Arachnida; Ixodida; Ixodidae. The record is from RefSeq and is a predicted model, not a curated record.